AUGUUGCUAAUUUCAGUGGAAGAACGCCCGAACGAUUUAGAAGCAGACGGGUCUCAUAUAGAAGAUAAAAAUGGUCACUCUAAAAUACUCACUCGGUUGGAGACCGUUCCUGAUAUCAAAAGGGAUACUUCAGGGAUCACUACCCAGUAUAUUGCUACUGGAAUCGUAAAUCUUGGGGCAUUCGCAUCUGGCGUGUGCGUCGCUUGGACUUCGUCAGCAUUGCCUCUUAUGAUAUCUGGACAGUAUGAGACGCAGCCAGCCCGAUCGUCAGAUGUUUUUACAUCAAACAAUGGAACACACACCAAAAUUAUGCUCACGGAAACGGAAGCCUCAUGGGUGGCGUCUCUGUUGUGUUUGGGUGCGUUAUUUGGGGCUGUUCCUUCUGGUCUCAUCUCAGAAUAUUUUGGACGAAAGAAAACAUUACUUUAUCUUGCGCUGCCUUUGGUGGUCUCAUGGAUCUUAGUCGCUUCAAGUCCUAACGUCUACGGCUUGUACGUGGGGCGUUUCGUUAGUGGCGUGGCCGUAGGAGCUUUCAGCGUGGCGAUACCACCGUAUAUUGAAGACAUAGCCGAGACGAAUACUUUACCUGCAUUGGCCAAUUUCUACCACGUGCAUUUUGCUGCUGGGGUACUUUUUGGCUAUAUUAUUGGAUUGGUCCAGAGCGCUUCGUGGCUGUCGGUACUAUGCGCUAGUAUACCCAUAUCAUUCUUCAUUGGAUUCAUAUUUCUUCCGGAAUCACCAGCUUACCUGAUGUCUCAAGGGAAAUUCCCCGAAGCAAAAGCGGCGUUACAAUACUUCAGAGGCAUAGACAACGACGUGGAUUCGGAAAUGAAAGAAUUAAAGGAAUACGUCAGGAAUUACGGAAGAAAUAAAGUCACAUUUAGGCAGCUUUUCACUUCUAGAACUACUAUUAAGCCAUUGAUCGUCUCUUUUGGGUUGAUGAUCUUUCAGCAGAUGAGCGGUAUCUAUCCAAUUCUCUUCUACGCCGAGAAGAUCUUUAAGAAUUUUGCUAUAUCGUUAAAUUUAUCAAGCGCAACUAUUAUUCUUGGUUUCUGCUUUGUUACAUCUAUGUACUUCUCAACUAUGUUCUUAAAGAAAUUUAGAAGACGCGUGUUAUUACUAAUAUCUUUUACACUAAUGGCACUUAAUUUGGGCACGUUAGCGAUGUUCUAUCAUUUAAAAGCAUCGAACCUAUCAGCUCAUAAUACCUGGGUACCUUUGUCCACAUUAUGCAUAUUUGUAUCCGUAUAUGCGGUAGGUGCAGGGCCCAUACCUUGGUUGAUGUUACGUGAGAUUUUUGCACCUAACGUAAGGCGACGAGCGACAGCUCUUACCGCUGGAUUUCACUGGUUUUUUGCAUUCGGAGUUACGAAGUUAUACCAAAGUUUAAUACACUUGGUGAGUCCGGGGUGGACGUUAUGGCAUUUUGCUGUUACUAGCCUGAUUGGAACCAUUUUUGUAUACUUUUUUGUACCUGAGACUAAAGGAAGAACGUUGAAAGAGAUACAUAAUGAGUUUGACGGUAUACAUAAAAGGAAAAGGCAUAGGCAUGUUAUUGAAGUGGAGACUGUUUCAGUGCAAUGA
Molecule: messenger RNA, 1584 nt
Organism: Pieris macdunnoughi
Lineage: Eukaryota; Metazoa; Arthropoda; Insecta; Lepidoptera; Pieridae
Source: the annotation of a GenBank genome assembly